This is a messenger RNA of Rhodofomes roseus, 879 nucleotides long. RefSeq lists its product as uncharacterized. Lineage: Eukaryota; Fungi; Basidiomycota; Agaricomycetes; Polyporales; Fomitopsidaceae. The record is from RefSeq and is a predicted model, not a curated record. Bases 1 to 879 code for a protein of 292 amino acids. The transcript has 2 exons.
AUGUCUUCCUCUCAGUCUCGCGUUCGCGCUGCCGACGUCGCGUCGGUUAGCGGCAAGGCACCUUCAUGUAGCUCAUGCCGGCUCGUGCCUAAGGAAGGUGAACACUACCUCGUCUGCAAGCGCUGCAAGCGCGCGGCGUAUUGCAGCCAGGCCUGUCAACAAGAUGACUGGGAGUCGCAUAGUCUGCCCUGUUCGGACGUCGCGUACAACACGGAACGCGUGCGCACCAUACGCGUAGCGUCACAAUCGACGACUACUGCAGAUGCAUCACCGGCCGAAUCGCGACUCCAUCUCCUGGAGCACUUCGCCGACGCUCACAAAAGGAUAGUGCAACAGAUCCUGCCGGUCGCUACGCAUCAUCGGGAAGGAUGCGGGACGUUCGACUACUCCGGCGAGUAUGUUGUGAUCAAGCUCUCAUAUCGGGACGAUUGCGGCGGCGACCCAAGUCGUUCGUAUCGCGUCCACUCUGCCGAGUUCCGCCCCCAGUCCGUCACCUGCGAGAGGUACCCGCAUCUACGAGGACGCAUCGAGCAAUGGUACGGCUUGAAGGCGGGCGAGUACCAGGCCAGGAAAUGCUUCCUCGGCUUCGUGCACAUCCUCUGGGUGACCGACGGCGACGACUUCAUGGUGUGGCAAGCGCUGCCCGACUACGAAGUGUCGCCUCUGCAAGCCAGUGCCAUGCGCCAAGCCGACGGUAGUGACUGGCUGGCACCGCUGCGGUGGGCGGCGGAGAAUGGCUUCGUGUACAGACAUCCACGUCCUGGAUUCCCCUUCCCUCUGAUGGGCUACCUGAAGAAGAAGGGUGUAGGAUGGCAGUGGCAGCCGUUCUCUCACGCUCAACUUGUUGCGAUGGGUAGUGACGGUGUCGCGCUCCUGUAG